GAGAGAGAGAGAGAGGGAGAGAGGGUGUUAACCGUUUGAAGGAGGAGCAUGUUUUGUAGCUCCACGCCGCCUAACAGAUCACCACAGUUUGUAAGGAGAGUCACACAUCUGAAGAAGUGCGCGGCCAUUUUUACGUUCCUACUGGACUCCAGCUGACGCUGACAGUUACAGGAGGAAGUUUGUGUGUGUGAGGGAAUAUACUUCAUCCAGGUGUGCGAGGGGAUGUACAAGAUGACCACAGAACUUCACAGAGAGAGACACAGAAGAUCUGGGAGACUCUCCUCUUCCUCUUCUUCAUCCUCUACAUCUUCCAGCGGCCUGAUGGCUCCGAGAGUUGCCACAGUGAUGCUGACCAGCCAGAGACGCCACACGCAAAGGCUAGCACCGCCAACCCAUGGGCACAGGAGACGACAUACAGGUAGUGCUGAACCGAAGGUUGGAACAAUGCCAGAUUCACCAGCUGAUGUCAAAACACAGCCCAGGUCGACUCCGCCCACAAUGCCACCUCCACCACCUGCCGUAAGCCAGGCAGCCAAUCGCAACGCUUCGUUCACCCCAACUACCAUGUUGAACGGCAGCAGUCACUCUCCCACCGCGCUGAACGGAGCUCCGUCCACCCCGAAUGGUUUCAGUAACGGUCCGGCCAGCUCGUCCACCGGCUCUCUGCCCACUCAGCAGCUGCCCCCGGCCUGCGGCGCCCGGCAGCUCUGCAAACUCAAGCGCUUCCUGACCACACUGCAGCAGUUCGGCAACGACAUCUCGCCCGAAAUCGGAGAGCGCGUCCGCAGCCUGGUGCUCGGCCUGGUGAACUCCACUCUCACUAUAGAAGAAUUCCACUCCAAACUUCAGGAGGCCACCAACUUCCCUCUGCGCCCCUUCGUCAUUCCGUUCCUCAAGGCUAAUCUGCCCCUGCUGCAGAGGGAGUUGCUACACUGUGCUCGGAUGGCUAAACAGACUCCAGCUCAGUAUUUAGCUCAGCAUGAGCAGCUGCUGCUGGACGCUAACGCUAGCUCACCACUGGACUCUUCAGAAAUACUGCUGGAGCUCAACGAACAUGGCAAGAGACGCACUCCAGACAGGACCAAAGAUGCGGGAGCUGAAAGGGACGGCCUGCAUGCGGAGCAUCUGGCCAAGCGACCAUGUACGGUCAGCCCCAGCCAGCGCUUCAGCCCCAGCAGCGGCCUGGCCGCUCACGCGCCGCCCAACGGCCUGCCCACGCACCCCCCCAACGGCCUGCACCCGAACCCACCCGGCCCUCAGCAGUACCGGCUGGAGGACAUGGCCCUGGCUCAUCACUACAGAGACGCCUACAGACACAUGGAGCACAGGGAGGCACGAGAGCGCCACCGCCAGACAGCUGUGCAUGGAGCGCGUCAGGAGGAGGUGAUCGAUCACCGGCUCACUGACCGCGAGUGGGCCGAGGAGUGGAAGCACCUGGAUAACUUGUUGAACUGCAUUAUGGACAUGGUGGAGAAGACGCGGCGCUCGCUGACCGUCCUGCGCCGCUGUCAGGAGGCCGACCGCGAGGAGAUGAACCACUGGAUUCGUCGCUAUAGCGAUGUGGAGGAUAUGAAAAAAGGUGGGGGCUCCGCCCAGCGGCCGGUUCAUCAUCAACACAAGCCUUCAUCCCCCUCCAACAGCACUAACGGCAGCGAGCCGCAGCACAUAGAUAUCCACCGAGACUUCCUCCACCGGCCGCCGUCCGGUUACUUGCCUGAGGAGAUCUGGAGAAAAGCAGGUGCCCCCAGCAUCCCGCUCUCCCCAGCACUAAAGCAGCUCCACAGCAAGCAGGAGGAGGCAGUGAACGAGGUGAAGAGGCAGGCUAUGUCGGAGCUGCAGAAGGCUGUGAGCGAGGCGGAGAGGAAAGCUCAUGAGAUGAUUUCGGCCGAACGCUCGAAGAUGGAGAGAGCCCUGGCCGAGGCAAAGAGACAGGCUUCAGAGGACGCACUGUCUGUCAUUAACCAGCAGGAGGACUCCAGUGAGAGCUGCUGGAACUGCGGCCGCAAAGCCAGCGAAACCUGCAGCGGCUGCAACACGGCGCGCUACUGCGGCUCUUUCUGCCAGCACAAGGACUGGGAGAAGCACCACCACGUGUGCGGCCAGGGUCUGCAGGGUCUGCCUGGGAGCAGCAGCGGCGUCCCUCUGGGGGCAGGGACGCCUUCCUCUUCCUCCACAUCCACUUCCUCUUCUUCCUCGUCCGCCAGCAUCCCACCCACGCACUCCGAAAGCAACCCCUCCGGACCCCUGAGCCUGGCCGGAGCAGCCAACAGCCCAAAGGACGCCAGCUCCAGCUCCAGCAGUGCCUCGCGCUCCACGACCCCCGCCACGCCGGCCCUGCUGGACUCCUCGUCGCGCUGA
Molecule: messenger RNA, 2358 nt
Organism: Colossoma macropomum (tambaqui)
Lineage: Eukaryota; Metazoa; Chordata; Actinopteri; Characiformes; Serrasalmidae
Gene: cbfa2t3
Product: CBFA2/RUNX1 partner transcriptional co-repressor 3
Exons: 13
Coding region: 223-2358 (711 amino acids)
Biological process (GO): negative regulation of DNA-templated transcription; DNA-templated transcription
Cellular component (GO): nucleus
Molecular function (GO): transcription corepressor activity
Source: RefSeq, a predicted model, not a curated record